Messenger RNA from Saccostrea echinata, 2077 nucleotides. RefSeq lists its product as uncharacterized. The record is from RefSeq and is a predicted model, not a curated record. Lineage: Eukaryota; Metazoa; Mollusca; Bivalvia; Ostreida; Ostreidae. The coding region runs from base 135 to 797 and encodes 220 amino acids. The transcript is spliced from 7 exons.
AUCAACUUCUUAUUUAAAAUUGAGUUCACAUGACAGAUACAGUAUAGUCUGCUUAGCGUCGAGUUGUAAUUAAUACAGAACCAUAAAGGUCAAGUACUUCGUCAUGAAUCUACCGUAAGGAAUGACAGAGAACCAUGAGGGAUAACAUUAACACAGACACUGUACCAGACACUGGUAUAAUAACAGUGGAGACAGAGGAGGUAGACGAGAUCCACUUUGGACACAUUCCCCAAACUCCCUCACACAGCUGGCCAAAAGCAAUAGGAAUUGUACAGAUUUGCAGUGGAUUUCUUACUACUAUAUUAGCUGUAUUGGAGAUUUUUUAUUUGCCCCUUGUAAAUGAACUGGAUAAUCCAUACCCUCUGUUCUUGGGACCUAGAAAUUGCUAUGGAGCAGGUCUCCUGGCAGGUGCAUUUAUGGUGUUAUUGGGCAGUACUGCAGUUAGGGCCUCCAUUAGUAAAAGAGCAACCUCGAUAAAGAAGUUUUUUUCCUUGACUUUGUUUACAUUGGUGUUGUACACAGGAAUUACUUUGUUUCUGAUCGUGGGCUAUGCCAAACAUUGGACUUCAAAGGAUGCCAAUAAUGGGGACAAUUAUUUGUAUGAGAUACACAUUUUUGUGACAAUCAGUACUAUCAUGGGACUUAUAUUUGCUGUGACAGCAUUCGUACAGUAUUAUGAACUUGUGUGUUUUGGAGAAUACAACUUACACCAUUCCCUUCUUCUCUGCCUCCUACCCUGUAUAUUUCGAAGACCCCCGAGUCCAUCUCUUGAAAGCCUUGCCAGUAAUCCAAUCUGAUGACAAACAUUUCUUUGGAAAAUGAAUUUUAUUAUUUUCCACUGUCUGCCAAAACUGGCAGUGAUAAUUAGCUUGCUAAAGACCAGGCUAAAAAAUUGCUUCAGCAAAUUUAUAGUGCUUUUCUGAUAUGCAUAAUACAUUACUUGUUUUAACUCUUGCAUUGAUAUCAGUGUAAUAAUGAUUUUCUGCAUUUUAUUUAAAUGAAUAUUUAUUGAAUAUGUGGAGCUCUCUAUUCAGAUGCUCUAGAUUUUUUUUUAUACAGUCUCGUGUUGAAGACCACAGAUACCAAGGAUAUUAAUUUAUUAUUUUGUAAGUAAAGACAAUUUAUGAAAUCAUACACUGUAUGGCAAUUCAAAUUAUACAUAUAUAUUUAUGUAGAUUAUGUACCAUAUUUAUCCAAUUUUGGAUACAGAACUAGUCCAAAUAUGCAUUGUACUAUAAUUUGUGAUUCUGAUAUUUCUUUUUAUAACAUUAUUGUAAUGUACAAUUCUUUUACUAAAAACUUUCUGAAGCACAUGUGUACCAUUUCUAAGAAAGACACAAUGUAAGUGUACAUCUUUCUUUUUAUAAAAGAAACAAGGGCAUUUGAUUUACAGUCUAGUUUUGGCUAUCGUGUUGUGUAUUAUAUGAGAAUAUGUACUAUGCAAAUAAAUGCACCAAAACGUUAAGCUAGAAUCUGUGUAAUAUUACAUGUACAUGUAUAUGAUAUUUUCUUUCUGAAGAAAAAUUGUACCAGUCUCUAUCCUUGAAAAUAUGUAUAACUCGGUUACAGUGAACACACUAAUAAUGAAAUCACAUUAUAGCAAAGUGGUUUUCAUUCCCUGUAUGCUAAAAAAGUAUCAACUUGUUGGAUAUACCAAACUGAUAGAGAAUCAUAUUUGUUCCUGACACUUUGCUUUAAACAUGUUUUACUGUACAUGUGUAUCCACUGUAGUAUGCCUAAUCAAACACUGAUAGAUUAUGUCUGCUACCAAAAUGGUAUUUGAUUAGUGUUUUGUUAUUCUGAUAACCUAUAUAAGCUACACAUGGACUAGGCAGAAUUUUUUUCCAUGUAUAUAGAUCUGAAACUAAUUAAUAUCUCAGUUAUUUGAUGGAGUCACAUUUUGACUCGUGGUGUAAUAUAAUGCCCCAUAAGCUGCUCAUAAACUGCAGGUACUCAGAUUAAACAGUUCUAAAGGUAGCACACAUAUGGGGUAAUUUAUUAGCUGUUACAAUAAUUUGUGAGACUGCAUGUUUGAUUAUUUCAUAAUUUACAUGAAUAAAUAUGAAAUUUUAACAAA